GCCUCUAUUCGUGAAACCUAAACUCUUCUUAGUAUCCCUAGUUCCUUCAACAUUGUUCAUGAUCUCCGGGACCAAAACUUGAAAAUGGAGAUUAAUCCAUCCUGCAUAGAAAAUUUGGAGCCAACAAUGUCGAGUGAUGAUCUUGAUCAAGUUCUAGGCCAUGCUAAAUCUUACAGAUGCACUUUCUGUAAACGUGGUUUCUCUAAUGCACAAGCACUAGGAGGGCAUAUGAACAUUCAUAGAAGAGACAGGGCUAAGCUUAAAGAGUUUUCCAGCCUAGACAUUCUUUCUUUGGACAUCAAGAGAAUGGAUUCUGCUGAUAGUCCUCUGGCUUCUGCCAACCAGAACAUGCCGAAAACAGCAAUUAUUGCGUCUGGAGAAGUUGAUUCAGCAGUCGAGCCUAAUGAAAAUUCUAAAACUGUGCAAGGUUUAGCUUUGUUUACUGAGGAACCAUUGGUUAUCAAUGAUGAAGGAGAAAACAGUCAUUUUGGCGAGAAUAUGGAGAGCAGCCAGGAGGUUACCGAUGGCUCUACGCAGGCUGAAGUAGACCUUGAACUUCGUUUAGGGCCUGAACCAGAUCAUGAUGCAUCCACAAAGCAAUAGUUUUGAAUCUGGGAAAAUAUACUUCUGGAUCAUUGUUCAAGUGUAGAAUUGUCCACUUAUAAGGAAAAGGAUAUCUUAUUAUAUUAUUUCAAGAAUUAUCAAGUGAAGUUCGAAGACUAAUUAUAUGGUUAGUUUUUUCAAUUUUUGCUGGUAUAUAAUCACUUUACCUUCAUUUGCUUCUAGUGAUGUAUGAAGCUAAUAUAUUUUUGAAGUCACAUCAAUAUGUAAUAUAUAUGUCUAAUAAAAGCUGAGAUCAGCUGCUUCAUCUAGCUUCAGUAUUGACGCUUAAUAAGAAUGUAAUUUUGGAGGUAUUAGUAUGA
This is a messenger RNA of Olea europaea var. sylvestris, 923 nucleotides long. Its product is annotated as transcriptional regulator TAC1-like. The transcript has a single exon. Lineage: Eukaryota; Viridiplantae; Streptophyta; Magnoliopsida; Lamiales; Oleaceae. The coding region runs from base 85 to 603 and encodes 172 amino acids. The record is from RefSeq and is a predicted model, not a curated record.